This is a messenger RNA of Limanda limanda (common dab), 2611 nucleotides long. RefSeq names its product ankyrin repeat and SOCS box containing 13b (gene asb13b). Gene Ontology annotation, molecular function: protein binding. Bases 133 to 1011 code for a protein of 292 amino acids. NCBI's taxonomy places the organism in Eukaryota, Metazoa, Chordata, Actinopteri, Pleuronectiformes, Pleuronectidae. The record is from RefSeq and is a predicted model, not a curated record. Gene Ontology annotation, biological process: intracellular signal transduction; protein ubiquitination; positive regulation of protein catabolic process. The transcript is spliced from 6 exons.
CUCAGCCCCUCGUCUGCCCAGCGUGUUAUUGUAGUGAUGAUAUCCCCUCUGUCAUUAUUGAUCUGCUGCGACAUGACUUUCACGUUUAGCGGAAUCUACGUGGUUCACGGGGGAGAGGAGCAGUAACAUGAAAUGGAUUUCACCCGGGUCAGACCGUCCUUGUACGGAGAAAUCGCUCACGGCCUUGGAUUCUGGACGGACCGGUCAGCUGUACAUGAGGCCGCCGCUCAGGGCAGGGCGCUGCAGCUGCAGCAGCUGAUCGAGGGGGGUGCAGCAGUAAACAUCGUGGCCAUUGACUCUAUAACGCCGCUGCAUGAGGCAUGCAUACAGGGCCAGACCCAAUGUGUCCGACUGCUGCUGGGCGCUGGGGCACAGGUGGACGCCCGCAACAUUGACGGUAGCACUCCGCUGUGUGAUGCCUGUGCUGCUGGAAGCCUUGAAUGUGUCAAGCUAUUGUUGGAGUAUGGAGCAACAGUUAACCCUCAGCUGUUUACCUUCUCACCUCUUCACGAGGCGUGCAUGGGAGGUAAUUCAGAUUGUGUUCAGCUCAUGAUUGAUCAAGGAGCUUUCAUGGAGGCCCACGACUGCCACUACGGGACACCGCUUCAUGUAGCCUGUGCCAGGCAACACUACGACUGCGCCAAAGUUCUCCUCAGUGCAGGGGCAAACGUUAAUGCUGCUAAGAUACAUGAGACUGCCCUUCAUCAUGCAGCCAAAACAAAGAACGUUGACUUAGUUGAGCUACUUGUGGAAUUUGGGGGGAACGUGUAUGCCAGGGACAACCUGAACAAAAAACCCAUCCACUACACCAGUCUGGGAUCUCCCUGUUACCGCUGCAUUGAGUUCUAUGAGAAUACUCCUCUCAGUCUCCAGCAGAUCAGCAGAGUGACGGUGAGGAGGACUCUCGGCACAAGAGCACGUGAGGUGGUUUCCCAGCUGGGCCUGCCCAAUCGUAUCAUACGAUUUCUUUCUUACAAACCACCUCCAGUUAUUGAACUUGUAUCACUUUGAGAAACUUGGGAUGCAGCUCUGAGGAGGUUAAAUACAGACCUGUUACGUCUGCCAUGGAUCUCUCUCUAAAGGAAGUCAUGUGACAGGAUGUUGGCGCUGGCUGAAGAGCAGCACAGAUUAAAUAUCUGAACACUGCCAGACUUGUAGGUGCAUAGAGAAUUCAUUAGGCUGUUGAUCCAUGCUAACUAUCAGUAAUAAUGUUACAAUAGCAGAUGUGUUAAUGGUAAAAUCAAAGGGAAGAGCCAUGAUACACCAUCAGCUCAUCAAGAUAAAAUAUUAUGACAAAUCUGUAUGCAAACCACUGCCAACUAACACAACAGACUCAACAUUCACACGAUUAAAAACCCCGCCCCUUCAUAUGAUAGGAGUGCAAGGAACAGUAUCCACGAGCUGAAAGACAAACUUGUUUCUAAGUAUUUAUUCUCCACUUGCACAACUGCGGUUCCACAAACAUGCGGCUGUAAUGAGAAGGAAGUCGCCCUACCCCGAACGCUCGCUACCUCUCAACAUCACCCGACAGUCGCUGACUCGUCAAGCUGGAUUUUUAAACUUUGGAGGCGGGGCCAGUGGCGGAUACUCACCUCCUUUGAUUGGUCACUUUGAAUACUCCAGUGAUCGGCCUAUCUCCGAUAUACUCACGCCUCUCUUGGCGGCAGAAUCCUCAAUAAUAUGUCCGGGAAAUGUCGGAGUUUGAGAAAAAAGAGGUACAAUAAGCCAGCCACUUCUAUAAGGCCCUUAACACAAGUAAAUAUUGCAUAGACAAGAUGUCGAAUUUUUGUGUCGACAGCAACAGUAUACAUGAACCACGAAUUUACAGGUGCUGUAGAAAGGGCAGGGGGGAAGUUCAGCGAUAGGGUGGAGGCCUUGCGUCUUCGAAGGGACCAAUCCACAGAGAGGAGCAUCAGCCACUGUUCCCACCUCCACAGCGAAUUUCGAGACUAAAUAAACGCCUUAGCUGCACUCACAUUUCGAUGGAGUUGAGUUAUCUGUCCACCAAGUUAAUGUGAAGUCUCAUACUUUUCCACCUUUCACCUCUGGUCUAACAACUCCUCACCACUUAUUUACAUCAAGUAUCAUGCUUGCCAAGAAGUUGUAAACUGGCUGCUAAUGGUGGUUUCGAGAGGUAAGGAAGAUUUAACGGCUGAAAGAUCAUAACAACUUGCCGGUAAAGGCCAUGCACACUAACGUCAGCUCUUUGUACUAUAUACGCCGGAACAAACUACACCUUUAAUUAGAGCACUGUGUUAACCUCAGAUCAGGUCCAUCAUAGAUCAGCUCACCUACAAACUAAGCUGUGGAAAAAAUCAGCCACAAUGAAGGAGUACAUUUUGGGCAGCUUUUGAUCUAAGUAUUUAAUAUUGCCUAAUGGAGGUUGAAGCAAAGCAACAUGUACUUGUCUUGCUCAUCCUGAUCAAGUAAACUUGAAUGUAGGUCCACAAGGAUCCUGUAAAACUUUGUUCCACCUUGAGGGAACUUGAAGUGGUCUCACUAGGAUUGUAUUUAUUUGUAUAUAUUCAGGGAGUAUUUAUUUUUCAUAGCAAUUUGUAAAUAAUGUGGUUGUACCUUUAUUCAAUUUGUAUAAAUAAACAGACCAAAACUA